AUCCUCUUUGCAGAUAACGAUCCCCAAAGAUGGGGGCAGCAGCUUCGACAAGAACAUGUACGCUGUCAAGAUCAUGGCCGUGGAUUAUAACGCAACCAACUAUGCUAGAACAACGAACACCUUCAAGCUUUCAGAAGACACCUCAGUGAUGCUAGAGGAUAAGAAAGAUAACACUUAUUCCUAUAUCCACCAUUUUACGUUGUACGACAUCCAUGCCAGAGGAUUUGUCAGACCGUUCUGCAUGGCUUAUAUCAGUGCUGAUAAAAACAAACUCCGCUCCAAUCUCCAGCACAUUAUAGCCUCCUUCCACCAAGUCAGUCAGUACUAUCGCUAUGGAAACUAUGUCAUCUUUAGGGAAGAGAUGAUCAGACGAUUGGCGGAUCUUAUCUUCACUAAAGAGAGCAUUAAGACACAGCUCGAGGAGAUGGAAGUUAAGCAGGAGUCUAGGGUGCAAUGUGCCAGAUUACACAUCCAUAAAAAGAACCACAUCUCACGUUCCAACUCCACCACCUCCACCACCACCACUACCACCACCCCCACCACUAAUGGUAGGAGUGGCAGUGAAGGGGAAGAUGAAGACGAUGGAGAGAAGAAAGGAGGGGAGAAGGAGAAGGAGGAGGUAGAAGAGUCGGGCCCCAAGGAGGAGUUGGUGGGGGAUGCGGAGGAGCAGGAACAGGAGAUUGUGGCGGAGCUGAAGGAGUACGCCAGGAAGCGGGAGGAGCUGGAGGCUGUGGAGAAGGCAAUCAGGGAGAUUGAGGUCAUCCUGGAGGCCGUUACCCCAGCUCUGAAAAAGAACAAGAAGAUGGAGAUGAGGUAUCGUCGUCUAAAGGAGAGGUACUCUGAUCCCCAGAGCAGCAAGUCCAAACCAGUCUCUGCACAGAACAUUCACCAAGAGGGUUACUGCAGUGAUGAAGAUACAGUUAGGCAACCAUCAAAAUCAAGACUCAGAAAAAGAAGUUCCAGCCACUCCGAGAUGACAGAAGAUACCGAUUCCAACAACGACCCCAACGCCCCUUACCAACCCCAGAUAGUCGGAGCCAUCAACCCUCGUAGGUUCGAUCGCAGUCUUCGAACCCUACACGAACUAUGCAGCUAUGGGGCUAAGGAGGGGCUCAACCGGUUAAGAAAACUACUAAAGUUUUACUGCCGAGAUGGUAAUAUUCUCCACCUGGAGAAGCAGGAGUCACCUCUUGUGGAGCCAUCAGUCUCCCUCCUCACUAUAGGGAGAACUGUCACUCUUAACUUCCUCAAUGCAAUUAACUUGCAAUGUAUAGCAAACUGUCAGUGGGAACUCCAUGGUCUAGGCAAGAGAUCCCAGGGCAUGUCUGCAUCCGUUUCCAUGGAGAGUUUCUCAUCCUGCCAGGAAGAUUCCUCCGUCUUUGACUCGCUGCCACCCAGCUAUGAAGCUCGCUUUGUCAUGGGGUCAACCUAUGCAUCUUUAGAAUCUCUUUACUAUGAGGUAGAUGAGAGCAUGGAGGAGCUAUUCUUAUGUCCAGACCCUAUUACCCCAUUACUAGACAAGGAUGGCCUUUUCACUGAAGAAAAUUUUGGUAGCUGGGUUGAUAUCUCCCGUUCCUCGCUGACAGAUCCGCAAAGAUCGUCAUCAGCUUCCUCGACUUGCUCUUUCCAAUCAGCCUCCUCCGAUCCCGGGACACACCCCUUCCCCGCCCACAACAACCACUGCCAGCCGCACCCACCAGGGGAAGAGGAGGAGGAUGGGGGCGGGCUGGAGAAUGGCGAUGUUUUCUCAUCGAAGGUGUUAUGUGACGUGCAUCCCCAUCCUCCAUCAUCACCGUCAUCCAUUGAUACCUCCAAUGCUUUACCACCGGAAGAGGAGAGGGAUGCGGUUGCCUUGGAGAUGCCAUCUGAUGGUGAGCCACACCCCUCUUAUCGACCACACCCACUCAAGCUGUCAUCGGGGGAGGAGGAUGGUGUGUCCAUGGAAACCACAUCAAGCAAAGAAGAGGGGAAGCUGAGACAUAAAGCGAGCAGUGGGGAGAGUCUAGACAAGUAUCACCUAGUGCCUUCAGGGCAGGAACCAGUACUACGUAGGAAUACUAAAGUACCAGUAGGGUGCUAUGCAUCUAGGCUAGCUAGCACUAACUCUGAUCUACCAGGCUCAGGAAUCAAAGAAUUCAUCAGUCGUUAUGUCUUUGCCAUUCAUCUCAUCUAUGCACUUCUAUCAGGGAGGACUGUCGUUAUUGCUGCCUCACCCACCAAAGAAAGAGAGGUCAAUUCACUGGUCAGGACUCUUUGGCUGUUCGUCCCCGGGCACUCAAGUCGCUACCACCUUGUUGUGCCAUGGCAUACGAAGCCGCUAUGCAUGACAGACCUCGCCAGGAUGAAACUUGUGGGCCUCUCAAAACCAAAGUCUUUAGCAAGAGUCUUGCCAUCGUCAGUACGCAGAUAUGUCACCUUGUUCGACUAUGACCAACAAACUCUUUGGACACCAGCGUACAAGGGCAAUGUUCUUGACUCCAUUGUAAGUCGGAACAAGCACUUCCAGACGGACCAAUGUUACCUUGCACAUAUACAGAGCACUCUACUACAGUUAGCUUCAAAAGCAUUCCUAUACUACCAUUCCUACUGCCUGAAUUCACCAAACUCACAUCUAAUUAACAGUACUUCAAGUGCAGACAGCACUAUACGCCAGAACAGCUCACCUGCGAGGGUUAAUUCUGCAUCAUUUCUUUCAAAGCUUGGUCUUGUGGAUGGGGAUUGCAAAAUUGUAGAGUACUGGGUGGAACUAAUAAAGCGACAGCAGCUAGAUGAGAUCAUGCAUCAACAGGGCUAUGCCGAUAUACCCUCCCCUAGUAUACGACUGGAUCAUCGGGUCUGUAGCCGGUACCAGAUGUAGUUCAAACGGUACCGCUAUGUGAUGGUGUAGUCUUGUCUAUCGCUUCUGGAAACUAAUUACAUCAUAACCAAAUGUAAAGGUGUAUGGUUCUAUGAAUAUACUUGGCUUGAUAUUCCAAUGAUUGAAAUUUGUCAACUCUCAGGCCUGUAUUCAGAAGUCAGGUCUAACUCUGUGCUAAAAUUAUGGAAAGCCAAAAAUGUCAAAAUUUUCCUUACAUUGUAUGAUUCUUAUGUUUACUGUGCUCUGUCCUAACUCGUGAAGGGUGAUGAAAGCAAUCAUAUUUCUCCUUCCAAAGUAGUUUAGAAUGAUUUGAGAGAAAAACGAGCUGAUACAUUGCAAUUAUGGUGUUAGAGAUUUAUGUCAACAUUGGCUAUCCAUAUAGUUAAACAACAACUUCAAACCGGAGUUAAGAUUAAACCCGACUUCAGAAUACGGGCCUUAGCCUCUAUGAAAUAUUGAUUUAAAUUGUUAUUCAGGUUGUUAUAUGGGGAAUUCGUACUCAAAUUCAUCAAAGGAAAUGUUUUGUGACACUCUGCACGACUAGUACAUGACCACAAAAAUUGCAUAUACACGUGUAUGUGCUGAUUUUCCUUGGUAUAGCAGACCAAAAUCAUUUGAUGUACGGAUAGAAGGGGAGGGGGUGGCUUAAUUUCUUCCAAAGAUUAAUUGCAUACUUCUUGCCUUGUCUAGCAAUGAUUGUUCAAACUUUCAAUUUUACAUUGAUGUUUUUCCCAAUUCUUCCUUGACCCUGUAACACAAAGCUUUAUGAUUGAUAAAUAGGCUGAUUUUUAUGAUUGAUUGCAUUGAUCAUUACAUGCAAUCUAUCAUAUAAAUCAAAUUUACAAUCAAUCUCUAUGUUUUGUGGAAUGUGGCCCGGGUAUUGCAUUUAAGUUGAUUAUAUCACAUGUGCUCUAAUCUAUGUGACUGUAUAUGUUAUAUUUUUUAUGUUUUGUACUUUGGGUAAGGGAUUUUUUUCACAAAAUUAUAUAUUUUCUUAAACACCCUGUCACCGAUCAAAUUCUAAUGCCUUUAUUCACUUCAUAUCAUUUCUUGAUCUUGAUAUUUAAAUAUUUCGAUUUUAUACAACGUUAUAAACCCUUAUUUUCUUGCCCAAUGAAAGGAGAGCGUACCCUUAACUCUCUGCCAGCUGAAGGAUUAUUCACAGUGGUUUAAUUUUCCAAAAUUUUCAUGUAUAUCAUCAACAAAGUCAUUAUUUUCUUUUGAAUCAAAGAUUAAUCUCCUUGUAAUACUGGCUGAUAUGAGGAAUGCUGUUCAGGGGGGUGUUUCACAAAGAUUUUUCAGUGUGACUUAGAGUCGCAUUUAAGUUCCCAAAUGGGCUUCAGGAUGAAAUGGUUCACCGCAUUGGUCAAACCAUGCUUAGAGGGCGCGCGCUACUAGAUUGCACGUUAUACUGCUGAGGGAGUGGAGGAUGUGCACACAUUGUGCGCGGGAAUGACUGAUUGGGAAUGACCGGGGUAAUGAUAUAUCUGUAAAGCGCUUAGACACAUCUUUCCGAUAUAUUAAGUGCUAUAUAAAAGCGGAUUAUUAUUAUGUCAUAUUCACAUUUUUUUAAAGCAUGAUUUGUGGAACACCCCCUGCUAUUGUAUUGCAUUACUUUGCAUUUUGAUUGACUAUUAUAAAAUACUUCAAUAAAAUACUUAUGUAGCAGGGUUUUUUUUAACAUAUGACUAUACCGAACCUUGUUCCUUCAACUUAAAGUGGUAAUCAAAAGUAAAUCAGAAGUAAAAUUAAUCCUUGUGAUACGUAAUUGACAUAUAUUUUAAUUCCAUAAUACAUAAACCAGUAUCAUAAAUCUUAUAUAAUCCAUUGAAGUUCUCUUAUUCAUUGUGAUAUAUCUAUUAAUGUAAGUGUUGUCAAUAUGUCAUGUUACUUACACAGAUUUAAAUUAAGAAAUAUGUAAAUUAAUGAAAUAAUAUGCUAUUUAUGAAAUUAUUAUGUACUUCUUGGAAUAUAUCAGCAUUGUACUUUGUAUUAGCUGUUAAAGUAUUGAUUUUCUUGUAUAUGUGAUAUUUGAAUGUGUAUUUAACUUUCAUCUCAGGUUGUGUAUGAUUAAUUAUUUUGGCAAUUAAAGAUAAAUUCAGUUCUGGAAUGAUUCAAAUUUUAUAAUAUCACUAAUAUUGAUUAUAAUGCGCACAUAUCCAAGUUACAACGCUAUAGGUGUUUAUAUAUCCAUUUUGUUAGGUGCUCAAGGCGCUUAUAUUACCCCAGCUAUUAAAGCUAGGCUAUUGAUUGUUGGGUUUACAGCUUUUUUUCUGGAAUGAAAUUUUUCAAUUUUCAAGUCAUUUUGGAAUAAAGAAGGAAAUUCCACUGAAAAGAUUGCCUUUCAUAUGCCCUAAUAUAGGAAAUACAUUACCAUGGACAAGAAAUAUUCUAACAGUUUGGGCCAGAGAUUCAUUAAAAAAUGUUGGGUACCCGACUACCCGUUAGAUGCUUCUGGUGUUUCUACAUGCUAUGUAUGUAAUACAUUUUUUUUUGGAGUAGGGGGGGGGGGUGUGAAUUUCUUAUCAGUUCAAUAUUCUAUAAAUAUCACAUCAUAAUAUAUAUUUGUCCCAAUCAUUUGGAUAGAUAUCAAACAGUUACUAAAGUACUUGCACUGCACACAAAAAUGAGACCAAACGUUAAAGCUGUAAUAAAUGAUCUACCCAAACUGUUUUUAACAAGACAUCUCUUUAAAAGCGUUCAUGUAUUGCUAAUAUGUACACACUUAAUGUGCAAUUCAUAUUAGGGGACUUUUUAAUCUUUAAUCUUUUUAAACAUUCUCAACAAUUUUAAUGAAAGACUGAGAUUUCUCAUGGACAAUUCCAUAAAGAAUGUUUGUCCUACUCCUUAUAUAUAUGGUUUUGUCAUGAAGUGGCUUACCUCUGCUUUCUCAUUCAUAUGAAAGGCUUAAUUCUCUCAAAUCAUAGUGGCUUGAGCAGUUCAUGAAAAAAAAGGUUCCAUGUCAUUUGCUCCGGUGGAAAAUAUGUGCUUUAAACCAAACAUAAAACCUAACCUCCAUAGCUAAAUAAACCUUAAUCCUCAUCUUUACAUUAUUCUGAACCAAAAACUAUAUUACAAUCCUAACUCUUGCCCUUGAACUGCUGAGAUAAUUAGACCGGAGCAAAUGUGCUAGCAAAAAAUGGGGUUGGACAUACAAAAUGUUUGAUUAUUUUAUGGAAUUGCUCUCAUAUACUAUUCUCACCUUUCCCAGACCUGCCAACCAGUACGUUUAGCCGUAUUUAGUACGUUUUUGCAACCAAAAUACGGCAGUACGUUUUUUCUUUGAAAAAUAUGAUUUUUGUAAAAAAUUACUAAAUCGUAAUUUAUUGAGAAAAAUAAUCUCUAUAUGUCUCUUUUUCAUAAAACGUCACAAAUAUGGUUAUUAGAUCAAUGUAAUUUCAGGUAACUUGUUUUUUUUUCAAUCAUUUUGUUAAAACCAGGGUGAAGAUAUACACAUGUUUUAAUAUAUUUUUUUUCCAUCUGCAAGAGCAGUGCGCAUUUUAGCUUGCAUGCAGCUUGAGCGCCGCGAUGAGUUUUUUUAAUCACAGAAUACAGUUUUUCAUUCCCAGAGGUUGGCAGGUCUGCUUUCCUGGUACUCAAGCUUUUAUUCAAAUUAAAUUAUACAAAAAUACAAUUGAUAAUAGAUGGCACUUAUUAUGGUCAUGACAGAUCAUCUGUAUAGGUUGAAAAUACCAAAAUGUUAAGCUUCUGUUCUUGUGCGUUUCUUAACCUGUAUGCCAAGUUAUGUACAAGUUAUAACUACCAAUAUGUAUACAUUUACUAGAGUAUUAAAUUUAAAUUUAAAGGUUCUGUAUGCUUUCAAUUAAUGCAUGUCGUCUGUGAGCUGUUAAAACCUUGUAUCUUAGAAUUGAAAACAAAAGAUAGAGCUUUGUCUGAGCCGAGAUACUCGGCUUUGACCGCCCACUGACGAUGUGCAUUGCUAAGGAGAGAUUAUAACAUUUUUGUCUUUCAUAAAAGAUUUACAUGUUGUGUUGAGUUGUAUGUAAUAAUGAGAAAGAUACAUGUAUAUUCCAUUUGUAUGCCAAUGUUGUUUUGUUCAUCCUGCCAGUGCUAUGUAAAACUAUAUCUGUAAGGAGUUGAUUUGAUUGAAGGGGUUGCAAUAUUUUGAUGUCAAAGGUCACACAAAUUAUUAUCUCAUUCUCGUAAUCAUUUUUAUGCAUGAAUAUUCAAGAUGUAUACACAUGUAGGUCAAAGGUCAUAUAAGAAAUGGGAAUUGUGUUAUGAUGACUAAAAAUGACAGCACAAAAUGACACUAUGCACAUAGCUAUUCUUUCUUGAUAUGCUGUAGAUACUCGUCAAUUGUGUGCAAAUUUUAUCACUCAGAGCAGUGGAUGAAUGUAGAUAUUGUUGAAACAUCAACCACAAACAGCUUUGACAGAAUUGGAAUACCGGUAGUACUAAAUAGCCACGAACAGUAAGACCCACAGAAAAUUUGUUUUUCAUGAUGCAUGUGCCAAUGUUCAUUAUGUUGAGAGACUUGUAGUUCGAACAUUUUUUUUCCUAAGACGUACAUGUAGGACAGGUUGCAAAUGAGAGUUGAAUAUUUGCACAGAUUGUAAAGGUGCUGUCACAUCAUUCCGUGCAAGCUUUGCGUGUGACUUGCGGGAAACUUUUUUUCUCCCCUUAGGACGCCCGCACGGACAGUAUCUCGCACGCAUCUCACCUGCAGAAGUGCACGCAGGUCUGAUUUGCAUGCAGAAAAGUUUUGAACAUGCUCAAAACUUUGUGUUGGGUGAGUUGCGGGUUGUUGCCUGCAACUCACCUGCAAGGAUUGCACGUAAGGAUGUGACAGGGCCUUAAGGCGUUUGUGAAAAGAUGACUAUUUGGCACAGAUGUUAAACGAUGUGAUUUGUGAUGGCAUUAUUGAAAUGGGCACAAAUUGAACUGUUUAUAAGUGUACCACAUAUAUACACAGACUAAUAUUGUUGUACAAGUGUCAUUUGUUUAUUCAUAUCAUCGAAUGUUCCAGUGCAAUUCAAAUUUAACUUAAUUUACUUUUUGUUUUCAUGAAUAAAAAGUGAGAUGAUUUCUAUGAA
This is a messenger RNA of Lytechinus pictus (painted urchin), 7914 nucleotides long. RefSeq names its product guanine nucleotide exchange protein smcr8a-like. Gene Ontology annotation, cellular component: guanyl-nucleotide exchange factor complex. NCBI's taxonomy places the organism in Eukaryota, Metazoa, Echinodermata, Echinoidea, Temnopleuroida, Toxopneustidae. Bases 56 to 2857 code for a protein of 933 amino acids. Gene Ontology annotation, molecular function: GTPase activator activity. The transcript has 20 exons. The record is from RefSeq and is a predicted model, not a curated record.